AUUUCAUGCGACAUGUUUUCUAUAACUUUAGUAAAUAUUGAUAGUUAUCAAGCAUCUCCGAUACCAGAACUUGAUGUGACAUUCUCUGAAUUUCGUGGUUCAGAAAUAAGAAAGGUACCGAUAAUUAGGAUAUUUGGAUCAACUGUCACUGGUAAAAAGACAUGUUUGCAUAUUCAUGGUGUCUUUCCAUACAUGUAUGUACCAUGCACUAUCCAAGAAAAUACAGAUAGUUAUGCUUAUCAGUUGGCCGCAUCAAUUGAUUCUGCUUUGAAUAAAUCUUUUGGUUCUACAUUAUCCACCAAUCAACAUGUGUAUAAAAUCCAACGAGUAUCAGGAAUACCUUUCUAUGGUUAUCACGAAAAGGAACAUCUAUUUUUUAAAAUAUAUUUUUAUAAUCCAGCUAUAAUUAAAAGAACAGCAGAUUUAUUGCAGAAUGGUGCAAUUCUCAAUCAAACUUUACAACCAUAUGAAGCACAUAUUCCCUAUAUUCUACAAUUUAUGAUAGAUUACAAUCUUUAUGGCAUGAAUUUAAUAAAUUUGAACAACAUUAAAUAUAGAUGUUCUUUGCAAGAAUGUACAACAGAAGACAGUCAAAACAAAUCUUCCAUGGAUUUGAUAAACCCACAGAUGUAUCUUCCAACAUCUGUAAUGAGACAAAGUAUGUGUGAAUUGGAAGUGGAUGCACAUGCUUCAGAUAUUCUGAACAAACAAAACGUCAAUGAAAAAUUAGAACUAAAUCCUGGUCUUGCUGCUAUCUGGAAUGAAGAAAAAGCGAGGAGGGCUGCAGUUGGUUUAGAAAAUGCAAAAUCACAAUUAUUAUAUCCUAAAACUCCUAGUAAAAUUAUUCUAUCUCCAACAGACAAUGAUAUUUAUCAAAAGAAUCAAUUAUUGAAAAGACUGAAUGCCACAUCACAAAUUAAUGAAACAAUUAUUUCAAAUCCAACUGUAUCUUCAUAUCCUAUUGAAGUAGAAGCUAAUGAAAAUAUUUUAAAUGCAUCUUGUAUUAUAAAUCACAAUGAAUCUCUUGCAUGUGAAGAGACGAUUGAAAGAACAUUUUCUGAUAAUUAUAAAUUAUUACAAGUAACUUCAUCAGCAUUUUUGGAAGCAAAUCGAAGUCAAAGUAAUGUAACAGAUACAAGUAUUUUGGAUGCAGAUGAUAUACAAUUAGUAGAAAUGUUGGCUGAUUUAGCAGAAGAAAAUGAUAUUAAGAGUAAUGUGGACGAUGAUAGCGUUCUUGGAUCUCAAUAUUCUGUAUCUAGUGAACCAGUUAAAAAUGAUCCAGAAGAAGAAGAGAUUGAAGAUUUAAAUAUUACAAGUUUAGACUUAGAUGAUUUAAGUACUUGGGAGUCGAUGCAUAAGGGAUUCAAUCAGAAUGAUAAUGUAAUGGAUGUGAGAGAAAUUAUAAAUAAUAAGCAGACUGACUCGGUAGAUGAUGUAAAUAUUACUGAAGAAAGUUCUAUAGAUGUUACACUUAGGAAUUUUCCUCAACUUGAUGGAAUUGAUAAUUUGUAUGGAAAUAUAUUCGAUUAUGAAACAGAAACUAUAAAUGAUAUAAGAAAUAUAUCUAAGAAUAAUACAGCAGCAUGUUGUACUGUAGUUCAGACGUGUGCUCUUCCGAUCUGUCAUUCAGGCAUAAUGUCCGCCACAGCCAAGUCCUCUUGCAGGACCUGUUGUUUUUGCAACUUAACGGAGGACAAUGAACUGGAGUAUGGCAAGUUCCACGAAUAUAAUGGAAUUUUCACACAUUAUUAUUGCUUGCUUCUUUCUUCAAACAUGGAGCAGAAAGGAAGUGACGAUGAGGGUAUACUUGGAUUUUUGACAGAAGAUAUACAAAAGGAACUUAAUAGAGGAAAAAGAUUGGUAUGUUCCUAUUGUAAAAAGAUUGGUGCUACUUUAGGCUGCUGUAAUGUAAGAUGUAAACGGAUAUUUCAUUUUCCUUGUGGUUUGAAAGCUGGUUCAUUACAUCAAUAUUUUGGAGAAUUUAGAUCAUAUUGUAUAAAUCAUAGACCAAAGCAGAAAAUUGAGGCACAUAUUUUAAAACAAAUUAAGUCACUAGAUAAUAUAUUAUGUUGUAUCUGUUAUGACAAGGUAAAUCCCACUGAUUUUGUGAAAAGCUUAUGGGCCCCCUGUUGUAAAAAAAAUGCAUUCUUUCAUCGCAAAUGUGUUCAGCAACUUGCUUCAAGUGCAGGUUAUUUCUUCAAGUGCCCUCUUUGUAACAAUAAGCAAGAUUUUCGAAAUGCUAUGUUGGAAUAUGGCAUUUUUAUUCCAAGUCAGGAUGCAUCAUGGGAAUUGGUACCAAAUGCAUUUGAAGAGCUUUUGUAUAGACAUGAUCAAUGUGACGCAGUGAAAUGUCUUUGUCCAAAGGGAAGGAAGCAUGUAAGCAGUAAUGCUAAAUGGGAAUUGAUAUUAUGUCGGACUUGUGGAUCGCAAGGUAUUCACAUGGCAUGUGGACAAUUAAAAUGGGCAAAUCCUGUGUGGGACUGCACUGAAUGUACUUCCAUAUUACGUAAUUCUAAAAAUAAUGAAGAUGCGAAAUCGGACAAUAUUUCUGAUGAUUUGUCUAGAGAUUCUGACUCAGACAGUGAUACAGACAUUUCUGUGGGGAUGGAUUUUCCUAUGUUAUGUCCAUCAUCCAGCUUUAAAUUAUCCUCAAAUUCAUCCAGCUUUAAAUUAUCCUCAAAUUCAUCUUCCUUGCUAGAUUCUACAUCUGAUAUUAGCUUGCGUCCUGGUCCACGCUCUUUCAAGUUGCAGCAACAAAUAAAUAAACGAUUGGAAUUAACGCGUGAUCAACAAAAUGAUGACAAAAUGAAACACAUUAAAGUGAGUCAAGAUACCAAUGCAUUACUAAAGAAUGACAAUGAAAAAAAUGACAAAAAAGAAAAAUCUUUGACAAAUAAGGAAAAUAAUACUCAGAAAGAAAAACAGAUAUCUAACAGUGAUAAUAGUGUAACAUCUCACUCAAUUCAAAAGGAAACAGAUGUUAUCACAAUUGAGAGUGAUGACGAUAAUGAAGUAGAGAUUAUUACAUUAAAGCAAAAAACAGGUCUUUCAGCUCUAAAGCAAUCGACAUCUCAGUCAAGUAUACCUCGUGUACCAUUAUCAAAGAAUAAACAGUUAAACACAGUAAAGAAUUCAACAUCAAAUUUAUCUGCAAUAUCGUCUAAUUUAUUGGAAAAGGAUAUUGUUGAAUUACAUAAAUCUGUUGCAUCAGAAUCAAAAAUUUCAAACGAAAAUAAAUCUAUCUAUCUCAUUUCCGAGCAAUUUGAUGUAGCUGCAUUGCAAGAAUCCAUGCCAGAUGUGAUUUCAAAUAGUAAUGAUCUAGAUAAUGUGGAUACAGUGGAUACAAGUCCUGUUAUGAAUAUCAAAAUUACUGACGUUAUUUCUUUACCGCCUGAAUUGUUUGAAAGUGUACCUGACGUCACGUUACAUGAAAAUUCCAUUGAUACGACCUCUCCUUCAACGAGUAAAUCAUUAGAAAAACUUGUCGCGUAUAUCGCGCCUUCAAAACGUAUAUAUGAAGGAGCAAUUAAUACUGGCUAUUCUAAGAAAGUCAAAGGAGACAAUUACGAAAAAUUUAGCGCAAAUGAUUCAGUAACCUUCAAUUAUCAUAUUAAUACUUUUGAUGCGAGUAAAGAAAAUGGAAAAAUAUCUUCUCUUAAAUCCAAUGAAGUUCAUAAAAAUAAAAAUUCCUUGAAUUGUACAUCUGCAAACAAACUUUCCAAUUCAUAUAAUAACCAAAAAGAUAAUUUAUUAACCCAAAUGUCAUCUCAUAAGAUGGAUGAUAUGAGACAUACAAAUCAAGUUGCAGGAAAUUAUUUGGAAGACAAUGCCACAUUACUUCAGGUACAACAAAAUAGUGAAAAUCCUGUAGUGAACGGAACCUAUUUGCCCAGUAGCAAAUGCAAAAAUCCACUUUUCUUCCCAUUGGCAAAUGUUUAUGAUACAACGUUAAACUCGAAUGAUACAAAUAGUCAAGAUACAAAAAACAAAGGAAACAUGCAUUUGACAAACAUCAUUAUGCCAAUGACAAAUGUGAUUAAUCCUCAAACUAUUGUUGUAAAUCAAUCAGUGACAUUUAAUGGAAGUAUGCCCGUUAUUGCAAACGACAAUCAGAUGAAAAUGUUAGAUAAGAACAAAGUUGUCCUGAUGAGAGAAAAAAUGUUCGCUAAUGUAUCCAGUCCUAACGAUUCUUCAAACAACAUAUUUUGUGACGGGGAUGCAGGCACCUGCUGUCCUGCUGAAAUUAACUCAACCGGUCGAAAGAAGACAAAUCCGUCAACCAAAUCCUGUGGGAGUGUGGACAGCAACAACGCAGCCGUUGAGUCACACAAUCCUGUCGCAACCCGCAGCGUCUUCCCUCGAAUCACAAAUAAUCACAGUACCUGUCAUCAACCUAGAUUGAUACCGCAAUAUAUGAAUUUACACGACUUAAAAUUUCGAGCCUGCAAGCCAGACAAUGUUCAGAUGGUUUUAUACGAUACUUUCUCUGUAAAUAUUCCGAUAAAAAAUUCCAAGGAGAGUAAGAUUCGAUCGGCAAAUGUAACUGCACAACAGGAACUGAAAGAAUCGUCCUAUUAUGCAACAGAUGAAGCUUCAUCCAAUGCAGAAUACAUUGACGAUAUCCAAACUGUGGAACAACAAUUCAAGUUUUCUCGUUCGUCAAAAAAUGAAAAUUUAGUUAACGAUAAGACUAAGUAUGUAAUACAUGGCCAGGACGAUACAAAAGAGAAUUUAGAUCCCAUUAGAUCGAAAAUGCUUUCGCGUAAUAGCACAUAUAAUAAUAGUCUAGUGAAUGACAGUGGUGAUACAGUGACUAUCCACGAUUCUUUUUGUGGCGAAACUGGCAAUGAAAUACGUCUUGCGUCUAGUGAUACUAAUUUAAGUGCAUUAAAUCGAACAAUUUGUAAUAAGAAUGUAGAGGAUACUGUAAAGGAUGACAUAGCGUUCGUUUCUAAUGAUCGCAAUAAAAUCUUGCAUGGCAGUUGGCAAGAUGUACAGCAGCAUAAACAAGUAUCUGUACAAGAUAUGACGCCUCCGUGUACGGAAGAGAAAUUUGUUCGAUUUUAUAAAGAGAAUAAUAGGAUAGUACACAACAUUGACUUUGAUUUCAAUAUUGUUAAAACGAAUAAAAAUAUUGAGAAAAUAUUGCAGGAUGAUAUGACUGUUUCUACAAAUCAACAUAAUAAGGAUAACAAUAUAAUUGAUAAUGAUUAUAUAGACGAUUCUCAGACGAUGUUACAAAACGGUUAUAAACAUUUAGCCUGUACAAACGUUACGAGACCAAAACUUUCGAAUAUUAUGUUUAAUGAGCAUAGUAUCCUGAAUAAACAGAUUAAUAAAUCCGAUUCAGAGAUUAAUCAGCGCUUGACAUUUGAUGAAAAUACUGUAAAUCGUAAUAGCGAAAAUAAUUUCAAACAUAAUAAUAGUGAGUGUUGUUGCAAAAUUAGUAUAGAUUUAUGUAGAAUACAAAGUCUGAUCGACUCUAAACCGGAAUUGUUUGUAAAUCAAAAAUGUAAUGUUGAUGAUAAAUGGUGUAAAUACAAGAGUCAAUUAUGACCAAGGAGAUUAUAUUCAACAACAGUGAAUUACAAAUACCAGCAAAUUAUAUAAAUAACAUGGAACAAAUGCAAAUCGGAGAUAUUCCCGAUGCGAAUAUAUUUAUGCAAAAUCAAGAGCCAAAAUGUAGAAUUAAAUAUUUUGAUAACCAUAUCUCGAAUAGAUAAAUAAAAUGGAGAAUAUUCCGCAUGAUAAAGAAAUACAAAUAACAAAGCAAAAAAUUAUUCAUGUUUGCUACUAAUAUAUAUGAAACUGGAAAAUACUCAUUAAUGAGUAAUUUUGCUGUUUUUCUCAAAUAAUAAGUUUCUGCUCACCAGCCUUUGAAUUGUAACAUAUAAUUGCCACAUUGUAUAUAGUAAUGUAUAAUAGUUA
Messenger RNA from Camponotus floridanus (Florida carpenter ant), 5928 nucleotides. RefSeq lists its product as uncharacterized. The transcript is spliced from 24 exons. Gene Ontology annotation, molecular function: DNA-directed DNA polymerase activity. The record is from RefSeq and is a predicted model, not a curated record. Gene Ontology annotation, biological process: double-strand break repair via homologous recombination; error-prone translesion synthesis. Lineage: Eukaryota; Metazoa; Arthropoda; Insecta; Hymenoptera; Formicidae. Gene Ontology annotation, cellular component: nucleus; zeta DNA polymerase complex. The coding region runs from base 13 to 5556 and encodes 1847 amino acids.